Molecule: messenger RNA, 2133 nt
Organism: Micromonas commoda
Lineage: Eukaryota; Viridiplantae; Chlorophyta; Mamiellophyceae; Mamiellales; Mamiellaceae
Exons: 2
Coding region: 1-2133 (710 amino acids)
Biological process (GO): nuclear-transcribed mRNA catabolic process
Cellular component (GO): nucleus
Molecular function (GO): RNA binding; 5'-3' RNA exonuclease activity
Source: RefSeq, a predicted model, not a curated record
AUGCAGGACGCGUACGCAGACUCGUUCACGAGCGCGUUCAAGCCGCUUCCGAGGCGCGCGGAUAAAGGUCGGGACAGUCGCGACGCGGGCGACGGGGAUAACGAAGGACGAGUCGGAGUUCCCGGGUCCUACGACCACGUCUACAUAGACGUCAAUAACGUGCUGCACGUCGCCGCGCACCACACCAAGACCGAGAAAGCUUUCUUCAUGAAGCUCUUCGCGCUUCUUGAUCUCAACAUGCGUCGGACCAAGCCGCAGUACACGGUGACGCUGGCGCUUGACGGACCGGCGCCAAUCGCAAAAACCAUCACGCAGCGUCGCCGCCGCAUCAGGCUGAGCAGCGGGGAGAAGGUGCCGCUGUCCGAGGAUCCAGCUCGAUUGCUCAAGAUCGGCCUGACUCCGGGGUCAACAUUGUCGCUGAAGAUCGACCGCGCGCUCGAGUACUACGCGGCGACCCGGCUUCUGAGCCGCAACUCACUUCCGAGGGGAUUGCUUUUUGAGAUAUCCGGCACGAGGGUGCCUGGUGAGGGUGAAGUCAAGAUCCUUCGGAGCAUGAAGGCGAGGGUGUCAAACCCGAAAUUCGAUGGACACUCCCAUUUGAUCGUUUCGGAGGAUAGCGACGCGCUGCUGUUGGCGAUGACUGCUGCGCCUGCGGACACUUUUGUGCUUUCCUCCAAGCUUGUCUUUUCCGUGCGAUCGUUCAACUCGGCGCUGGCGAACCAGCUGCCGCCGGGCGUGGCGCUGGAUGGUGCAAGGAGAGACUUCGUGGCGCUCGCAGUGAUGAUGGGUAACGACUACCUCCCAGGUAGUAGGUUCGGGGUCAAGUACUCGUGGAGGGCUUACGUGCAGCUGCGCAGCGGCGAGAGGUCCAAUAAAUGGGCAGAUGACGGCGGUGAAGGCGGUGGGAACGUGCCGUCCCCGUCUUCGAAAGUCGCUUGGGGACGGUACCGCGAUUCACCUCUAUUCCCGGCGCCGGAUCCCCUUCUCGACGCGCCUUUGUUUCCGGGUGAGCGAAGGCCCGGUAAGAUGCGCCGCGGCGGUUUUGGUGAGAGCCGGGUAUAUGAGGAGGGCAAGCUCGCGUUCCGCCUGCCCCCUCCGGUAAACUGGGAGAUGCUGCGGGACUUUGCCAGGGUGCUCGCGGACCCUGAAUACGUAGAGUGGCAGGUGAACGAUGGUCUCAGACCCCGCGCCGACGUACAAAGGGCGAUCAACGCAGCGGCUGCCGCGGCAGCGACACUGAAUCAGACGAUUGACCUCGAGGAUGACGAGGACGGCCCGGACGAUCAGCUCAUCGAUGCGCUCAUCGACGAUGAAGAUGAAAGUGUUCAGAAGGAGCCCUCUUUUUCGCUCAUCCCCGGGGUAGCCGGGGUGGUGCGUGCUAAACUGGACCCAUUGCGCAGCGCUAGGCGUGCGUACGAGUAUAUCCACGGUGUUGGCUGGGUACUGGAGAUGUACUAUGGCGGCGCGUGCCUCGACUACGGGUACCAUUUUCAGUACUCACCAAGGGAGCAUAAUCAAGGGAUUGCCGCGGCAAUCGAUAAGAAGGCGCUAGAUGCGAACGCUUUCACAGCAGGUACGACAGCUUUCAAGGCGACUAAAGCGAAAAACACAACGGAUGUUGCUGCUGCUGCUGCGGCUGCUGCUGCCGCAAACGCAGCGGCUGCGCAAGGAUCCAGCGGAUCUGGGUCAGGUGGAGCCUCGCGCAUACCCCCGCCCGCGGUGGACAUUGCCGACUUCCUGACGCUUCCCUUAUCUUACGAUCCCACGCUGGACCCGUUGAGAGAUCGCGAACGCGCGGCCGUGGCAUACCUCAACAGGUACCCCAUCACACCUCUAGCCUAUUCGCUCGCGGUAAUCCCGAGGGGCGGUCGUGCCAUGCUGGCCAAGGGCGUGCGGCCGCUCGUGGACCAGGGUUCUCCCGUGCACCACCUUUUCAAGGACGACUACUGCGUGACGUGCAUUAAGCAUCGCAUCGCGGCGGGUCCUCUGGAACGCGUCAUUCAGCAGGAGUCUGGAAACGGAGCGGGAAGCGGAGGCUCCAUGGGGACAGCAAGCGCCAAGGGUAACGGUAUUGUCGGUGGGGCGAUGCUCGCGCAGGCGGCGACGUCGCGCGAGAGGCUCUCCGUAGGCUGA